Molecule: messenger RNA, 1384 nt
Organism: Chara braunii
Lineage: Eukaryota; Viridiplantae; Streptophyta; Charophyceae; Charales; Characeae
Source: the annotation of a GenBank genome assembly
AUUAGGUAUGUACUACCUCUCCGUUGCACAACCCUAGUUUGACUGGGACCGAAAAGUGGUCAAGCACACUUUGCCAGGUGGGGGGACCGCUAGAUUACGUAAGUUCAAAGCUAGUAGUCUGAUUGAGUCCUACGGAUGCAUGUGUGCGGCCGCGUUCUAUAACUAUUAUAAGCAAAAUCCGGAGGAGGGUAUGUAUCUAGUCUAUGUCUCUGCAGCGGGCGAGCGGGGGAAAAUGUCGUCGGAGAUAGAUGGAGUAGUUGCUAAGUACCCUGAUCUAUUUGAAGAGCCGACAGGGGUUGUUGAGAGGGAGGUCGUCCACGCGCUAGAAAUUAUCCUAGGGUCUAGCAUCCCGAAGGGUAGGAUCUAUCGGAUGUCUCCAAGCGAGCUUGAUGAGCUUCGUCAACAACUCAAGGAACUCGUCCAGAAGGGUUGGAUCCGGCCGAGUGUCUCUCCUUAUGGUUCUCCAGUCUUGUUAGUACCAAAGAAGGGGGGCACUCUGAGGAUGUGCAUUGACUAUAGGGGCCUCAAUGCCAUCACUGUCAAGAACCGAGAGCCCCUACCACGCAUCGACGACUUGUUAGAUCGAGUGCAAGGGUGCCGGUACUUCAGUAAGAUAGAUAUGAAGUCCGGGUACCAUCAGAUUGCUAUACGGCCCGAGGAUCAGCACAAAACCGCAUUUCAAACCAGGUACGGUCUGUACGAGUUUGUGGUGAUGCCUUUCGGCCUUUGCAAUGCUCCCGGCACCUUUCAACACGCGAUAAAUCGGAUCUUUCAUAACUACUUGGACAAGUUUGUCAUCGUGUACCUCGAUGACAUACUUAUCUUUAGUAGGACUGUUGAAGAGCACAUAGCUCAUUUGGAUAAAGUCCUUAGUCUCCUUCGACAGCACAAGUUCAAGAUCAACGGUGAGAAGUACGAGUUUGGCCGCACCCGUAUCUUGUACUUGGGUCAUGAGAUAUCCGCGGAGGGAUUGAAGGUGGCCAGCAUUCGUGACUGGCCGCGUCCUCAGUCUGUGACUGAGAUGAGGUCUUUCUUAGGGAUGAUCGGCUACUACCGUAACUUUGUUAAGAACUAUAGUAUGGUGGCCGCCCCUUUGACUGACCUGACCCGCCUUGACGCCCCAUGGGAGUGGACAGACAGGUGCGAGGCUGCUUUCAGACAUCUAAAGCAUGCGUUGAUGCAUCAUGAGGUCUUGAAACUUCCUGAUCGUGACAAGCCGUUCAUAGUAACCACGGAUGCCAGCCAAUAUGGCAGUGGUGUCGUGCUAGCGCAAUAGGAGGAGCCAAAGUUGAGGCCAGUGCGAGUGUUGGAUUGAAGUCGUUAAACAGUACGACUUCGAACCCCAAUAUCUGAAGGGGGAGUACAACAAAGUUGUUGAUGCCUU